CUCGGCUGUGCUCGGAGCCUUCUUCCUCCGCGCCUCGGAAGCCGGAUCCGGCCCCGGAAACGGCCCGCGGACGCCUGCACCUGGGCCGGCGGGCGGGGAGAGGCGGCCGUGGUGUCCCGGAGAAGCCGUGUUUCCGCGGCCGCCCGGCGGGGCACCCUCUCCGGACGCAGCAUGUAGGCGCCGGGCGGCUGCCAUGAACUCGGGAGCCAUGAGGAUUCACAGCAGAGGACAUUGCCAGGGUGGAAUCCAAGUCAAAAAUGAAAAAAACAGAUCAUCUUUGAAAUCUCUGAAAACUGAAAACAGACCAGAAAAAUCCAAAUAUAAGCCACUUUGGGGAAAAGUAUUUUACCUUGACAUACCUUCUGUCACCAUAUGUGAAAAACUGAAAAAGGAUAUUAAGGAUCUGGGAGGGCGAGUCGAAGAAUUUCUCAGUAAAGAUAUCAGUUAUCUUAUUUCAAAUAAAAAGGAAGCUAAAUUUGCUCAAACUUUGGGCCGAAUAUCUCCUGUACCAAGUCCAGAAUCUGCAUAUACUGCAGAAACCACUUCUCCUCAUCCCAGCCAUGAUGGAAGUUCGUUUAAGUCUCCAGACACAGUGUGUUUAAGCAGAGGAAAAUUACUGGUUGAAAAAGCUAUCAAGGACCAUGAUUUUAUUCCUUCAAAUAGUAUAUUAUCAAAUGCCUUAUCAUGGGGAGUAAAGAUUCUUCAUAUAGAUGACAUUAGAUACUACAUUGGCCAAAAGAAAAAGGAGCUGUAUUUAUUCAAGAAAUCAAAUGCUUCUGUAAAAGAUGUGGGGAAAAGAGUCGGUGUUUGCACACAAAAAACAAAAACAGGAAGACUCAAAAAGCCUUUUGUUAAAGUGGAAGAUAUGAGUCAACUUUAUAGGCCAUUUUAUCUUCAGCUGACCGUUAUGCCUUGUAUAAACUAUUCUAUUCAGAAACCCUGCAGUCCAUUUGAUAUAGAUAAAUCAUCUACCAUCCAAAAACAAACUCAGGUUAAGCUAAGAAUCCAAACAGAUGCUGAUAAAUAUGGUGGAACACCAGUUCAAUUCCAGUUGAAAGAGAAGAAAAAAAAAGGAUAUUGUGAAUGUUGUUUGAAGAAAUAUGAAGAUCUUGAAACUCAUCUCCUAAGUGAACAACACAGAAGCUUUGCACAGAGUAAUCACUAUCAAGUUGUUGAUGAUAUCAUAUCCAAGUUAGUUUUUGAUUUUAUGGAAUAUGAAAGGGACACGCCUAAAAAAAAGAGGAUAAAAUACAGCAUUGGAUCCUUUUCUCCUGUUUCUGCUAAUAUCCUGAAAAAGACUCAACCAAAGCAAAAACUACAAUUGCAACAUAUUUCUCAGAAAGACUUGAGAGAGAGUAAGAUACAGGUGAUGGAGCAGAGUUUCCUGUAUGAAGAAACUCAGGAACCUGAACAAAAGCUUGUGUUGAUUUCAGAACCCAUCCAUAGCGCUUCAAAUGAAUUGAGAGAACUCAAUGAAAAAAUGAGUAAUAGAUGUCCUAUGUUAAAUACAGCUGAAAAUGAUAUAAAACAAAAUUUUACACAGCUACCUCCACAUAAAAAUAAACAGGAAUUCAUUCUUGACAUUUCUGAUACUAAAUUAAGUAAAAAUGACUUAGAAGAGCUAGGAGUAGAUCACUGUCCUUAUAAGCUACAGACUUCUAUACAAGUUUCUGUUUUCAAUGCAAAUAGUGCUGCUCAACCAAAACAAAAUUCAGAUACUGUGAUUUUUCCAACAAAGAAUCUGAAGGAAAAGGAACUUCAUUCAUUACUUGGUCACAAUUCUGAUCUGAGAACAAUCAACAGUUCACAAGAGCACCUAACAGUUCAGGCAAAGACUCAAUCCCCUCGUCCUGGUGAAGAACCCAAUGAAUGUGACAUCAAAAAUGUGGAUAGUUUACCUUCUUGUAAAAUACGUCGAAAAGUGAAAAUGUUAUUAGGACGAAAUAAAAAAGAAAAUCUGGAGCCAAAUGCUGAAUUGGAUAAGAAGAGAACUGAAUUUCUUAUUACACAAGAAGAAAACAGAAUCUGUAGUUCACCAGUACAGUCUCUACUGGACUUAUUUCAGACUAGUGAGGAGAAGUCAGAAUUUAUGGGUUUCACAAGUUAUACUGAAAACAGUGGUGUAUGUGAUGUUUUAGAUAUUUGGGAAGAGGAAAAUUCAAAUAAUCUGUUGUCGAUGUUUUUUUCUUCCCCCUCAAAUUCUACAUUUACUGGCUUUUAGACUUUAAAGGAUGUGUAUUUUUCAAAAGUCACAUAGAUCACAUUCUUGAAAUUUAUUUUAGAAGUAUAUAUAAAAAUUCUUAGGAGUUUUUGGCUACCUUUGUUUACAGAACCAGAUGUAAAUAUUAAUAAAGGUGAUGUUCCCGAUUUUCUAUAGAAUUUAAUAUAUUAGGAAAAUUAUAAACUUUUCACUGUGUCAUAUUUUACUAUGUUCAUAAUUGUUUUGUGAGAAUUAUAAUGAACAAUAUAAUUUGCUGUAUGCCACUAAAAUUUGAGUUUUUGAGAAUAUUAAAAAUGUAUCAACAUAAAUUUGGAUAUUUUAAGUUACACUUAUUGUCCAUUAAAAUAGAUUCCUAUGAUAACAUGGCAUUAUUAAAAAUAUGCAAAUUAAAAACAUUUCAUGGAGAAAGGAAAAGAUGUAUUAAUUUCUGUUGGAAUUUUGGAAGUCAUUGUGACUCAGUUGGGUCAGGUUAGUGUUUUGUAACUGACAGAUUAUCUGUAGGGUAAAUAGAAGCCAUGAAGGAAAAACUUAACCAGCUGCAAUGUAGUAUAUAGCUCUUCUGCUAUUCUUAAUUAUUUACCUUUGUAAAUAACUUUGAGAGUAAUGACUCACUAUGCUUCUUCUAAUUUAGUGUUGAGAGAGGAAGGAUGGUAUUGAAUCGCAGAAAUAGUUUUGAAAUCUGUAUCAGAAUUGCUUUGCUCUACCACUUGCCUGUAUAAUAUUUUGGAAUAAAUACACAUAUAACAAUUUAUCUUUUUAUCAGAAGAUAGAAGGCAAUAACAGCGGCAUUUUUUCAUGGUAAAAAAUUGGUGCUAUUGAAUAUCACAUGAAUACAUUGUCACUAAAAAUUAACUUUAGUUAACAGUUGUAAGUUUUUGAAAUCCUAUAUUGCUCCCAAUAUAGAAUUAGUUGCAUACUUUCUUAUUUGUGGAAAGAGCAUUUCCGUUUCUUUCAGUACACUUGUAUUAUGUUAACCCUUGCACGUUACCAGUGGGAAUACUGGCUUUUCAACAACUUGAUUAUUCUUACCAGUUCCUUAGGUAGGAUCAAUGAAAGAGUCUGCAGUGCAUAUAUGCAAAGCUUGUUUUAGUUGUAGAUCAUUGUAGCAUUUUCUGUCACAAAUGAACAUGUAUAUCUCUGAAUUGAUGUCAAGUUUUAUAGACAGUGUUCUAAAAAUCUAGAAACUUAGAAAAUAAUUUGAAGGGUUUUUUCCUUCAGUUAAUAUCUGUAUGUCCCCCAAAUCCAGAAUAAUUAAAAGGUAAACUUGCUAUAUUAUUCCUUGAUUAUACAGUGAGUCUCUUCAAUUUGCAGUUAUGUUUGCACCACAAUUAUUUGUAUCAUUUUGCUUCCCUGGUAUUUAAUGAAGGUGGGAGGUGGGAGACUGAAGCUGAACCCUCUAGUAGUUGGUAAAUACCUUGAAUAUUGGACUGAACACUCUAAGAUCUUCAUAAUGAAUAAUCAGCUUUUAAGAAAUGUUUAGGUUACAGUUUGAAUGGUGCUAUAAACUGAAGCAGGACUAUCACAUAGCAUUUGCAUUGGGUUGCAUUAUGGGGAUGGGUACUCAGCCUAUAGGAUCAAAGCUGGUAGCAAUCCAGCAUAGUUGCAGCAUAUAAUUGUCCUGGCAAUGAGUACAUUCACCUAGGGGUCAGUGCUUUUUUAAGUUUUUUUGUUUGUUUGUUUUUGUUUUUGUUUUUAGCAAGGCCCAGCCUAUAUAUCUUUGGCAUUGUAUCUACCCAGAGAAGAUGAUUCUUAAAAACUUAAAUUAAUUAAAAUUUUUUUUUCUAGUGGCACUUAAUUCUCUAAUAGCACUUAUAAUUAGACCUUGGUUUCCAGAUCCACUCACAAAAGGACACAAGUCUUUAACAUAGCAAGGUACCUUCAAAAAGUAGGAGUCUACAAAGAUUCCUUUGCAGAGUAGAUAUGAAACUUCAAGUUUUCUUGAACAUGAUAGGCUGUGUCAAAUGGGUCCAGACGAGUAACAAGUCCCGAGCAAGCAUAGAAUUCUAUGAUGUUAACACUGGAGAUGGAAGGACAAGAAAAAGUGUAUCUAAUAAACUUUUAUCUAAGGGCAACAGGUACUACAGCAUUCAGAGUGUGUGGCUCUGUUUUUUGGGGUUAGCCAAACAAUAGCGCUGGAGAUUUCAUGG
This is a messenger RNA of Lepus europaeus (European hare), 4368 nucleotides long. RefSeq names its product DBF4-CDC7 kinase regulatory subunit (gene DBF4). Bases 194 to 2221 code for a protein of 675 amino acids. Gene Ontology annotation, biological process: regulation of cell cycle phase transition; positive regulation of nuclear cell cycle DNA replication. Gene Ontology annotation, cellular component: nucleus; Dbf4-dependent protein kinase complex. The transcript is spliced from 12 exons. Lineage: Eukaryota; Metazoa; Chordata; Mammalia; Lagomorpha; Leporidae. The record is from RefSeq and is a predicted model, not a curated record. Gene Ontology annotation, molecular function: nucleic acid binding; protein serine/threonine kinase activator activity; zinc ion binding.